Messenger RNA from Eimeria necatrix, 447 nucleotides. Its product is annotated as ubiquitin-conjugating enzyme e2, putative. Bases 1 to 447 code for a protein of 148 amino acids. Lineage: Eukaryota; Apicomplexa; Conoidasida; Eucoccidiorida; Eimeriidae. The transcript has 3 exons. The record is from RefSeq and is a predicted model, not a curated record.
AUGUCAGAGGCUGUGGUGGUGCCCCGCUCCUUCCGGCUGCUAGACGAGCUUGAAAAGGGCCAAAAGGGACAAGUGGCUGAAGGCGUUUCCUUUGGCUUAGAAGAGGCAGACGACAUAACUCUUACAAACUGGUCAGGGACCAUCUUCGGGCCCCCGGGGCUGGUGGUGCACGUGUUGCUUUCCGUCAAACUGCUCUCCUGCUGCUGUUGCUGCUGCUGCUGCUGCUCCCUCGGCCUUCCUGCUGCCGUUGCUUGCCGGUGGCGCUUCCACCUUUGCUUCUCUGCUGCUGCUGCUGCUACUGCCUUUGGGUCGAAGCGGCCUCAUACCACUACGUGGUUGCUGCUGCUGCUGCUGCUGCUGCAGCAGCAGCUGCAGCAGCAGCGCCGCGCUGCCGCGGCUCUCCUUACUCUUCACUAUGUGUGUAAACCUAGCGUUAUGAAGCAAUAA